This is a messenger RNA of Toxoplasma gondii ME49, 1209 nucleotides long. RefSeq lists its product as hypothetical. Bases 1 to 1209 code for a protein of 402 amino acids. Lineage: Eukaryota; Apicomplexa; Conoidasida; Eucoccidiorida; Sarcocystidae. The record is from RefSeq and is a predicted model, not a curated record. The transcript is spliced from 6 exons.
AUGGCGGCCGCGCCGCCUUCGCGAUACACUAGGCUGACCGUCGAAAUCGAACACUGCGUCGAUUGUGAAGACCAUCUCCACUGCACUCAUCACGACGGUCGCAAGUACGAAGAAUACGCGAAACGAGUUCAAGAGUCAAUUUCGCAUGCAGUCGACGAGCAGCUCGUUCUCCUGGUCAACCCGCCACCGGAUCUGGGGAGGCGCGGCGACCUCCGUUGCCAGGAGGACCGUUUCUGCAACCAUUUCUAUGUGAUUCGAGACAUUAAGGGAAUGAUCGUCAGGAAGUUCCGCUAUCCGGAACUCGGGGCCUUCGAGGUGUAUCUGCACAACCCGUUUACAAAUCAGAAACUGACGCAAUCCCCCCUAUCGCCGGCCGAGGGUCCUGCGGUCGUGUCGCCACUCUCGAGUCCGCAAGGAGAGAGCGGAGCGGCUGCGACAGAGGCAGGAAGCGGCGCAGAAGGACUCCAGAAAGAGGACAAGAAGUCGGAGUCCGCGACGUCGUCCUUCGAUGGGGGCGAAGAGAAGAAGAAGACGAAGAAAAAGAAGAAGGGUGACUCGAAGGCAGAGCGCUACACGGAUCUGACGGCCAACGUUGACGACUCUGAGGCCCCGAUGGAGAAGAAAAAGAAGAAAAAGAAGAAGAAUGGGGAAAGCGACAGCGCGGAUGCCGUGGAAGGCGCACCGCUUGAGACUGGAAGAGAGAAGGAGAAGAAGAAAGCCGAGCAUCGGUUCGAGGCUGAAGCAAUCGAGAGCGAGGGAGGAAAAAAGAAGAAAAAAGACUGUCCACCGGCCUCAGCGCCCGGUAGCGAAGCCGACGAUGGACAACAGACGGAAGACGCGCAGGAGCGGCUGGGGAAAAGUGUCUCAGAAGAGGAACGCAAGAAGAACAAGGGUGAAAAGAAGGAGAAAAGCGAGAAGAAGGAGAAAAGCGAGAAGAAGGAGAAAAGCGAGAAGAAAGAGAAGAGCGAGAAGAAAGAGAAGAGCGAGAAGAAGGAGAAGAGCGAGAAGAAGGAGAAGAGCGAGAAGAAAGAGAAGAGCGAGAAGAAAGAGAAGAGCGAGAAGAAGAAGGACGGAGCGAACUCUGAGCUGUCAGCAGGGAGUGAGGGCGAGGACGCCAGGAAGAAGAAAAAGAAGAAAGAGGCUUCUCGAGGCACUUCGUUGUCGGGCAGUGAUGAUGGAAGAAAGAAGAAAAGUGGAGAGAAGUCGUGA